AAGGACUGGAGAAGACUGGGUGACAAGGGUAGAAGAGGGUGGGUGUGGGAUGGGAAGGGGAGAGUGGAGGGGCCCUGGGCAGACCCUGGCAGAAAGGGUACGGGGGAGGGUGUGGGUUCCCCGCUAGCAGGGCCAGGUGAGCUAUGGUGCUGCCCCUACUGCUCUUCUUGCUGCUGGCCCCACAGGGUGGUCACAGCUGCCAAGGGCCGGAGCUGGCCCGGGAGCUUGUUCUGGCCAAGGUGAGGGCCCUGUUCCUGGAUGCCUUGGGGUCCCCCAUGGUGACCAGGGAAGGUGAGGACCCUGGAGUCAGGCGACUGCCCCGAAGACAUGCCCUGGGGGGCUUCACACGCAGGGGCUCUGAGCCCGAGGAGGAGGAGGAUGUCUCCCAGGCCAUCCUUUUCCCAGCCACAGGUGCCAGCUGUGAGGACAAGCCAACUGCCGGAGGGCUGGCCCAGGAGGCCGAGGAGGGCCUCUUUACAUAUAUGUUCCGGCCAUCCCAGCACACACGCAGCCGCCAAGUGACUUCAGCCCAGCUGUGGUUCUACACUGGGCUGGACAGGCAGGGCACAGCAGCCUCCAAUAGCUCUGAGCCCCUGCUAGGCCUGCUGGCACUGUCACCGGCAGGAUCCGUGGCUGUGCCCAUGUCUUUGGGCCAUGCCCCCCCUCGCUGGGCCGUGCUGCACCUGGCCACCUCCGCCCUGUCUCUGCUGACCCACCCCGUCCUGGUGCUGCUGCUGCGCUGUCCCCUCUGUACCUGCUCAGCCCAGCCUGAGGCCACGCCCUUCCUGGUGGCCCACACUCGGACCAGACCACCCAGUGGAGGGGAGAGAGCCCGACGUUCAACUCCCCCGAUGUCCUGGCCUUGGUCUCCUUCUGCUCUGCGCCUGCUGCAGAGGCCUCCGGAGGAACCAGCUGCCCACGCCAACUGCCACAGAGUAGCACUGAACAUCUCCUUCCAGGAGCUGGGCUGGGAACGGUGGAUCGUGUACCCUCCCAGUUUUAUCUUCCACUAUUGCCAUGGUGGUUGUGGGCUGCACAUCCCACCAAACCUGCCCCUUCCGGUCCCUGGGGCUCCCCCUACCCCAGCCCAGCCCCCUUCCUUGCUGCCAGGGGCCCAGCCCUGCUGUGCUGCUCUCCCAGGGACCAUGAGGCCCCUACAUGUCCGCACCACCUCGGAUGGAGGUUACUCUUUCAAGUAUGAGACAGUGCCCAACCUUCUCACGCAACACUGUGCUUGUAUCUAAGGGGUCUAAGGGGGGCGGGUCUUCCUUAAUCCCAUGGCUGGUGGCCAAGCCCCCACCAUCAUCAGCUGGGAGGAAAGGCAGAGUUGGAAAAUAGAUUGCUUCCACUCCUCCCUCCUUUCACUUCUCUGCCUAUGGGUUACCCUCCCCAUCCCACUUCUGUCUCAAUAAAGAACACGGUGCAUACAACUUG
Messenger RNA from Piliocolobus tephrosceles (Ugandan red Colobus), 1434 nucleotides. It is a transcript of the gene INHA, whose product is annotated as inhibin subunit alpha. Gene Ontology annotation, molecular function: cytokine activity; growth factor activity. The coding region runs from base 144 to 1244 and encodes 366 amino acids. The transcript is spliced from 2 exons. NCBI's taxonomy places the organism in Eukaryota, Metazoa, Chordata, Mammalia, Primates, Cercopithecidae. The record is from RefSeq and is a predicted model, not a curated record. Gene Ontology annotation, cellular component: extracellular region.